Amyelois transitella is the source of this 1215-nucleotide messenger RNA. RefSeq lists its product as uncharacterized. Lineage: Eukaryota; Metazoa; Arthropoda; Insecta; Lepidoptera; Pyralidae. Gene Ontology annotation, biological process: protein peptidyl-prolyl isomerization. Bases 1 to 1215 code for a protein of 404 amino acids. Gene Ontology annotation, molecular function: peptidyl-prolyl cis-trans isomerase activity. The record is from RefSeq and is a predicted model, not a curated record. The transcript has 10 exons.
AUGCAUCCGCUACGGGAACGCGCGUGCGACGCGCUUCUAAACGACCCGACGCUACAGUCGCCGCCGCCCAUACCGGAGAAGCCGCGGCCACCGCGCGUGCGCAGGCCGAGGGAGUUCAAACUGCCUCCAAGAUUCCCUCUGCUCACCAUUUUAUUCUACGAAAAUUGGUGCAACCAUCAGAAACAGUUACAAAUGUCACACCACAAAGUGGACGAUAGCCCGCCGGAGUUGUUUCCCGAGCUGUAUCUGAAGCCGCGGAGGUUAAACUACUACGCGCGGCAGCUGGAGGAGAACAUGGUGGUCAACAAGGAUCUCCUGAAGAGAAUCAACUUGAUUCAAAGGACUGGGGGCUACGUGGACUGCUGGAUGCGGCCGGAACCGACCAAUAAGUACAACAAGCUGCUCUGCCAGCAACGACAGCGUGUCCUCGACGAAAUACGCAAGAAAAACCUCUACUUUUACUCCAGACUACUAACAGCCAGAUCUGAGCAGCCUCUCACAAAAGAAUUCGAUGAACUGUGGAAAGACACGAAACACAAACUUAUCUUGGGAGCUUCUUUACCAUUCAUUUUAUUCAAGACUGGAAAAAUAGACCGUGAUAUCAGAGAUCCUGCCUUCGAUAAACCUGACCAUGUGGUAAGAACGAAAGUUGCAAUGGAGAUCUGGGUGGCGGGUGGAUCCAAAAUCGGCCGAGUGACGAUCGAGCUAUUCAACGACCUGGCUCCAAAGACCUGUCAGCUGUUCCUGGCGCUGAUCAAGGGUGACGGGAGAGGACACGCCUACAUGGGAACCAGGUUCUUCAGGAUAGUUCCUGAAUUAUACUGCCGGGGCGGAGACGUGACCAAAGACAAUGGAUUUGGGUGUUACAUCCCUGAAGACGCACAAGAACCCAUGGGAGCCGAGAACUAUACAUUGAAGCAUACCGUACCUGGAGUAUUGUCCAUGGUUGUGAACAGCGACAACGAAGUUUGUGGCCAGUUCAACAUCAUAUUCAAACCUUUACCUCAACUUGACGGGAAAAACGUCGUUUUUGGGAGAGUGGUAGGCGGGCCAGCCCAAGCGCUAGAGCGUAUUAGCGCGCUAGGGCUGCCACUGGGCACCACCACGGCAGACUGCAUGAUCCGCUACGUGGGCUGGUACACGCGCACCGGCCAGUACCGCGAGGGCAACCCUAACACCAUCAAGUUCCCGCCGAGGAGGAAAGCAAAGAAGUGA